UGAUGCGUCACAGUUGUGGGGAAUACUGCACAUUUUAGUGUGAUGCAAUUCCAAAAUCCUCGAAAGCUAUAAAGACUAUAAAGACUUGAAUCCAAUUAAUGACACAUUUUUUCCAGAGCUAUUCGUCACAAGCAAGUGUCGUUCUUGAUUUUUCUUUUUUGCAAAAUGUUUCAUAUAGUUUAUUCCAUGACAACAGCAAAUUGCUUUCGAAGAGUGUGAAAAUGUGAAAUAUUUUGUAGAGGCUGAUCUGCGAUUUGGGAUGUUUCAAUGACAUCGUAUUUUUAGGAGCAAGUUCAAGAAACAUCAAGAUGGAAUUUCCAGCAGGUGCUUCAAGUAGAGGGUAAAGACUCGUGGCAAUAAAGUCAUAGCACCAUGACAUCUGAAUCCCCCCCAUCUCUACACUACCACCACCAGUAUGGCAUGGUCUGGCCGUUUGGAUGGGGUGGCCGCCUUCUGUGGAUGCUGUGUGUGGGGAUGAGCCCUGGGUCCUGGGCCUCCCAUCAGCACUUCCAUCCCCACUCCAUCAAGAUCCCUGGAGACAUCACCCUUGGGGGCCUGUUCCCCGUCCACGCCAGGGGGCCUCAUGGCCUGCCCUGUGGGGAGAUCAAGAAGGAGAAAGGCAUUCACCGCAUGGAGGCCAUGCUCUACGCCCUGGACCAGAUCAACAGUGACCCUGAGCUGCUCCCCAACAUCACUCUGGGGGCCAGGAUCCUGGACACCUGCUCCAGAGACACCUACGCCCUGGAACAGUCGCUCACCUUCGUCCAGGCUCUCAUCCAGAAGGAUACCUCGGACAUUCGCUGCUCCAACGGAGAGCCGCCCAUCAUCCGCAAGCCUGAGCGUGUGAUAGGGGUGAUCGGGGCCUCGGCCAGCUCUGUGUCCAUCAUGGUUGCCAACGUGCUGCGUCUAUUUGAGAUUCCCCAGAUCAGCUAUGCCUCCACAGCCCCAGAGUUAAGUGACAAUAACCGCUACGACUUCUUCUCGCGUGUGGUCCCUCCUGACUCGUACCAGGCCCAGGCUAUGGUGGACAUAGUCAAGGCAAUGGGUUGGAACUAUGUGUCUACACUGGCAUCAGAGGGAAGCUAUGGGGAGAGCGGAGUUGAUUCCUUCCAGCAGAUCUCUCGAGAGGCAGGAGGUCUGUGCAUCGCACAGUCUCUUAAGAUCCCACGGGAGCCGAAGCCGGGAGAGUUUGACAAGAUCAUUAAAAGGCUGAUGGAAACUUCCAAUGCCCGGGGGGUCAUCAUCUUUGCAAAUGAGGAUGACAUCAAACGGGUUCUGGAGGCAGCGAAGAGGGCCAACCUCACAGGUCACUUCCUGUUUGUAGGUUCUGACAGCUGGGGUGCCAAGAGCUCCCCUAUUCUAGACCAGGAGGACGUGGCUGAGGGAGCUGUCACCAUUCUACCCAAGAGAGCCUCUAUUGAAGGCUUCGACCAGUACUUCACCUCCAGAUCUUUAGAGAACAACCGUAGAAACAUUUGGUUCGCUGAGUUCUGGGAGGACGAUUUCAGGUGUAAACUGACAAGGCCAGGCAUCAAAAUAGACAGCGAAAAGAAAAAGUGUACAGGAGAGGAGAGGAUAAGUCGUGACACUCCCUAUGAGCAGGAGGGAAAGGUGCAGUUUGUGAUCGAUGCGGUCUAUGCCAUGGCCCAUGCCUUACACAGCAUGCACCUGGACCUGUGCCCCGGCGCCAUGGGCGUCUGUGAUAAGAUGGAUCCCGUGGAGGGCCGGAUGCUGCUCAACUAUAUUCGUUCUGUGAACUUUAACGGCAGCGCAGGGACAGGAGUUCUAUUCAAUGAGAAUGGAGAUGCACCAGGACGUUAUGAUAUCUUCCAGUACCAGAUGUCAAACACUACCAUUCCUGGAUACAGAGUCAUAGGUCAAUGGACCAACAAUCUGCGACUCAAUGUGGAGGAGAUGCAGUGGUCAGGUGGGGACCGUCAGAUCCCUGACUCGGUAUGCAGUUUCCCCUGUAACCCUGGAGAGAGGAAGAAGAUGGUGAAGGGUGUGCCCUGCUGCUGGCACUGUGAGCUGUGUGACGGCUACCAGUACCAGCUGGAUGAGAUUAACUGUGAGACCUGCCCCUUCGACAUGCGCCCCACGCCUAACCGGACGAGCUGCUGGUCCACGCCCAUCAUCAAGCUGGAGUGGCACUCCCCCUGGGCCAUCAUCCCUGUGUUCCUGGCCAUCCUGGGUAUCCUGGCCACCUCCUUUGUGGUCAUCACCUUCAUCCGCUUCAAUGACACUCCCAUCGUCCGCGCCUCUGGCCGGGAGCUCAGCUACGUCCUCCUCACAGGCAUCUUUCUCAUCUACCUCAUCACUUUCCUCAUGAUCGCAGAGCCAGGCGCCGUGGUGUGUGCCUUCCGCCGGCUGCUGCUGGGCCUGGGCAUGGCCAUCACCUACUCCGCCAUGCUCACCAAGACCAACCGCAUCUACCGCAUCUUUGAGCAGGGCAAGAAGUCUGUGUCGCCACCCAAGUUCAUCAGCCCCACCUCUCAGCUGGCCAUCACGUUCAUCCUCAUGUCUGUACAGCUGCUAGGGGUGUUUGUCUGGUUUGCUGUGGUACCACCCCAUACCAUCAUAGACUACGAGGAGCAGAGGCCUCCCAACCCGGAGAUGGCCCGGGGGGUCCUCAAGUGUGACAUGUCCGACCUGUCGCUAAUCUGCUGCCUGAGCUACAGCAUUGUCCUCAUGGUGACCUGCACUGUCUACGCAGUCAAGAGCAGAGGGGUGCCGGAGACCUUCAACGAGGCCAAGCCCAUCGGCUUCACCAUGUACACCACAUGCAUUGUCUGGCUGGCUUUCGUGCCCAUCUUUUUUGGCACGGCACAGUCCACGGAGAAGAUGUUCAUCCAGACCACCACGCUGACAGUCUCCAUGAGCCUGAGUGCCUCUGUGUCUCUGGGGAUGCUCUACAUACCCAAGGUCUAUGUCAUCAUCUUCCACCCAGAGCAGAACGUACAGAAGAGGAAGCGCAGCUUCAAAGCCGUGGUGCAGGCAGCCACCAUGUCUACUCGGCUCUCCCAGAAGUCCAACGACAAGCAGAACGGAGAGACGCAGAACAAGAUCGAGCCAGACAGAACACAGUAACAGAAGUGUGGCCAAUCAUUUGUCCAGAGGACCUACAGCAGGAGAUGUUAUUGAAGACCAUGCAGUAUGGAGAGGAGGCCUG
This is a messenger RNA of Coregonus clupeaformis (lake whitefish), 3169 nucleotides long. It is a transcript of the gene grm6a, whose product is annotated as glutamate receptor, metabotropic 6a. The record is from RefSeq and is a predicted model, not a curated record. The transcript has 12 exons. Bases 373 to 3087 code for a protein of 904 amino acids. Gene Ontology annotation, biological process: G protein-coupled glutamate receptor signaling pathway; regulation of synaptic transmission, glutamatergic. Gene Ontology annotation, molecular function: adenylate cyclase inhibiting G protein-coupled glutamate receptor activity. Gene Ontology annotation, cellular component: membrane. Lineage: Eukaryota; Metazoa; Chordata; Actinopteri; Salmoniformes; Salmonidae.